AUGCGUCGCUAUCAAGGUCUUCUGCCCUGGACGGUGCUCCUGUCCACUUUGGGAGGAGCACAGGCGAAGCUCGACCUGAACUCGACAUCUAUUCUUUCGGUCUACUGGGGACAGAACUCGUUGAAUGGGAAGGGUGACCAACAACAGCAGCCCUUGGCGCACUACUGCGAGAAUGAUGACAUUGAUGUCAUUCCCAUGGCAUUUGAUAUGAUGAUCAAUGGCCCAGGAGGAGCACCAGAAAUGGACUUUGCGGUGACUAGCCAAGACUGCGAACCUUUCGAAGGCACCCAAUUGAAAAACUGCCCCAAGAUUGGGGAGGACAUCAAGAAAUGCCAGAAGAAGGGCAAGACAAUCUUGCUAUCGAUUGGCGGCGCAACCUACACCGAAGGCGGCUUCAAGUCGGAAUCCGACGCCAAAGAGGGCGCGAAGCUGAUGUGGGAGACGUUUGGACCGGUGCAAGAGGGCUCCAAGGCGCACCGGCCGUUCGGCGACGUCAGCCUGGAUGGAUUCGACUUUGACUUCGAGACCAACGUCGAGCACAUGGCGCCUUUUGCGCAGGAGCUGCGGUCGCUGCUUGACGCGGAGAAGAGCCGGAAAUUCUACUUGACCGCGGCGCCGCAGUGCCCCUACCCGGACCAGUCGGACAAGGACAUCCUCAACGGACCGGUGUACAUCGACGCGAUCUGGGUGCAGUUCUACAACAACUUCUGCGGAGUCAACAACUUCAACAAGGACAGCAAGAGCUCCAAGUACAACUUCGACGAGUGGGACAACUGGGCCAAGACGGUGUCGAAGAACAAGGAUGUCAAGGUGCUGGUUGGCGUGCCGGCCGACACCACGGCUGCCAGCACCGGGUACGUGCCCGCGUCCAAGCUGCAAGACAUCGUCGAGUACUCGAAGAAGUUCGACAGCUUUGGCGGGGUCAUGCUGUGGGAUGUAACGCAGGCGUACGCUAAUGAUGGGUUCAUGGGAAGCGUGCGCAAGGCGCUGGGAGGGAAGAAGGAUGAUUUGAAGGGAGAUUCCGGGCCCGCUUCCGGUUCGUCGUCGUCUAACUCGGCGUCGACCUCGGCGCCUGAUCCUUCUUCGUCCGCUAACUCACCGAAUACCUCGUCCUCUAUCAAUGGACCCGCUUCCUCACCCUCGUCUUCCUCAUCCUCUGUCUCUGGGUCCUCUUCCAAUGGCCCUGAGUCUACCACGUCCACCGCUACUACUACUACCGCCGCUCACCCCAAACACACCGGGCACCACGACGACAGCCCACCCAAGGGUCACGACUCGGGCGACUCGUCCAGCGACAACGACUCCGAUGACGAGUCGAAGGAUGACUCCAAGGACGACGAUUCCAAGGACGGAGACCACCACAUCCUCGGCUCGAACCUCUUCGGCUUGCUGGACGGUAUUCGCCAGGCAAACGGAUUGGCAAAGGGUCUCACCCACGGUCUUACGCACAACCUCCGACGUGGUGUGCGUACUCGUGUCUGA
Messenger RNA from Penicillium alfredii, 1482 nucleotides. RefSeq names its product glycoside hydrolase family 18 protein. Gene Ontology annotation, biological process: carbohydrate metabolic process. Bases 1 to 1482 code for a protein of 493 amino acids. The transcript has 5 exons. The record is from RefSeq and is a predicted model, not a curated record. Gene Ontology annotation, cellular component: extracellular region. Gene Ontology annotation, molecular function: chitinase activity. Lineage: Eukaryota; Fungi; Ascomycota; Eurotiomycetes; Eurotiales; Aspergillaceae.